AUGAACUUCAACCUGUUCAAAUUCCGAAGCUUUUCAGCUCUGCUAGCCGUAACCCAAUCACCAUCUUUGCUCAACUCCAGAAUACAGGUUCUGGUAAAACAAGAACGCCAUUGGGAAGCCCUUCAAGUGUAUGGUCAGGAAUCUUGUUUCCCUCUCCACAUCUCCAAAUUCACGUUGCCUUCUAUACUUAAAGCUUGCACUUCCCUCUCAAGCCCUCAGUAUGGAAGGGCAAUACAUGGAACCAUCAUCACCUUGGGUCUACAAUUCGAUCCUUUUAUUGCCACUUCGCUCGUUAAUAUGUACUUCAAGCGUGGGGAUGUUUACAAUGCCUUCCAGGUGUUUGAUAAUGUGUCCCAAUGUAAAACACUGGUUCAAGACGUUCCUCUUUGGAACUCUGUGAUCGAUGGCUUUCUUAAAAAUGGGUUUAUAAGCGAGGGAAUUCUCCAAUUCCGUAGAAUGCAGUUUUCAGGUGUUAGUCCUGAUGGAUAUACUCUUUGCAUUAUGCUUGGACUCUUGGAUCACGAUUGCGGGAAUGUUCAAAGAGGAAGGGAAAUUCAUGGUUAUAUUGUCAGAAGAUCAUUGCAUGAUACUUUUGUUGCCACCGCCUUGAUUGAUUUGUACUCCAGAUACGGUAGGCCGAUGGAUGCUUGGUAUAUUUUCCACGGGUUGGAGAAUAAAAACCGCACUACUGUAGUGUGGAACGUGAUGAUUAAUGGAUUUAAUGAGAGCGGAUGGUGGAGGAAGAGUUUGGAAGUUUACUCAUUUGCCAAGAAUGAGGGUUGCGUUCUAGUCUCAUCAACACUUUCUAGUGCAUUGGCUGCUUGUUCUCACGGUGGAUGCUCUGUUUUAGGUCGGCAGGUGCAGUCUGAUGUUAUUAAAUUAGGGUUUCAGGAGGAGCCAUAUGUUUGCACUUCUCUGUUGACCAUGUAUGCCAAAUGUGGACUGCUUGUAGAUGCAGAAAAGGUUUUCCAUGCAGUUGCACGUAAAGAAGUUGAAAUAUGCAACUCUAUGAUAUCAGCUUACGUGGACAAUAGCUUCUUCUCUGAUGCUUUAGAUACUUAUCAGCAAAUGCGACUGAGUGCAAUUCCUUCCGAUUCAUUCACUGUCCCAGAUAUUAUAGUAUGUUGUAAUAUGAUGGAGUUGUAUGAUCUUGGGAGGACACUGCAUGCAGAAAUUGUUAAGAGACCAAUCCAGAAUAAUGUUGCAAUCCAGAGUUCUCUCUUGACCAUGUACUCGAAGUGUGGGAAUUUAAAGAAUGCCCUUGAUAUUUUCAGCAGCAUUGGGAUACGGGAUGUAAUUGCUUGGGGUUCCAUUAUAUCAGGUCAUUGCCUAGAUGGCCAAUUCAUGGAGGCUCUGGAUUUAUUUAAACUGAUGGAGUCUGAUGCUGUGAAACCUGAUUCUGAUAUAGUCGCAGCUUUGAUAAAUUCUUCCACAAAAACAGGGAACACGAUUCUUGGUCUCUGUAUACACGGGACUGUUAUAAAGAGAGGACUGGAAGUUGAUGCCUACGUUGGUACUGGGUUGAUGGAUCUUUAUUCCAAACUCAGACAACCAAACUCAGUCGCAUCUGUGUUCUCUGAUAUUAAGCACAAGAAUUUGGUGGUUUGGAACUCUUUAAUUUCUUGCUAUUGCCAGAACAACCUCAUAGAUCUGUCAAUCAGCCUUAUUCCUCAGAUACUGCAGAGCGGCUUGACUCCUGAUUCUGUUUCUGUUACUACAGUCCUCCUUGCUAUCUCAUCUGCGGCAGCAUUGCUCAAGGGGAAGGCAAUUCAUGCCUGCAAAAUAAGAAUUCAAAUUCCGGAUGAUAUUCAAAUGGAGAAUGCAUUAAUUGACAUGUAUAUGAAGUGCGGAUCCUUAUCACAUGCCAAGCAUGUCUUUCAGAAGAUGUCGUGUAGAAAUUUAGUAACAUGGAAUUCUGUGAUCUCUGGUUAUGGAUCUCAUGGGGAGUGCCUUAAAGCAAUCCACACCUUCAAUGAGAUGAGAAGCUCGGGUAUCUCCCCAGAUGACAUUACGUUUCUUUCCCUGAUUUCUUCUUGCAACCAUUCAGGUUUGGUCGAUAUAGGCCUGGAUACGUUUGAGCUGAUGAGAGAAUACAGGGUUGAACCCAGAAUGGAACAUUAUGUUAACAUGGUUGAUCUCUUGGGCCGUGCUGGAUUGUUGAAUGAUGCAUAUGCUUUUAUAAAGAAAAUGCACAUUGAGGCUGACCGGAGCGUGUGGUUAUGUUUAUUAUCAGCCUGUCGAGUCCAUCGCAAUGUAGAGCUAGGGGAACUGGCCGCUAAUAACCUGUUGAAGAUAGAUCCCGACAGGAGCAGCAAUUACAUACAGUUGCUGAAUUUAUAUGUAGAAGCUGGUUUACAUGUCAAGGCAGCAGAUUUGAGGAUAUUAAUGAGGCAGAAGGGAUUAAAGAAGGUCCCAGGAUUUAGUUGGAUUGAAGUGAAAAACAGGAUUGAUGUUUUCUUCUCAGGUGAUUCAUCCUCCAUCGAGACAAUUCAAAUCUUUGAAGCUCUGAAAAGCCUAAAUCGUAACAUGAGGAAGACACAAGAUUCUCAUGAAUCUGUUGAGGAAGGCUGGGACUAA
Oldenlandia corymbosa var. corymbosa is the source of this 2577-nucleotide messenger RNA. The record is from the annotation of a GenBank genome assembly. NCBI's taxonomy places the organism in Eukaryota, Viridiplantae, Streptophyta, Magnoliopsida, Gentianales, Rubiaceae.